AUGGGUGUUCUGAGGACCCUUGUCCUCCUCGCCAUCGUCUUUUUGGAGGUGGGCGAGACUGCCGUGGCCAUGGCGGCCACCGGGAGUUUCCUCCAAAUCGACGAGGUGAGCACUUCAAUAAAGCCCUUUUGUUCUCCCGUGUUCCUACCUUCCCCGCUCCAUGGAUGUGUGGGCUGCAUGGUGCUGCUCCCGUUCAUCUCGAGCCAAGGAGGAAGCACGGUUACCAACAGCAUCAUCAACACCGGCGUCUUUGACCCACGGCGUGAGGAUGAGGAGGACCUAACGCCUUCGUCGGUCCUGGGCUCGUCUGCUGUGUCCCUGCGCCGUUGCCACGCACGGCGCGGCCACGAGGCAUAUGGCGGUUCGGAGUUCGGCGAAAAACUACCGAAGGACGGCGACGACUACGACUUGGCGGCGGACUGA
This is a messenger RNA of Miscanthus lutarioriparius, 423 nucleotides long. The record is from the annotation of a GenBank genome assembly. Lineage: Eukaryota; Viridiplantae; Streptophyta; Magnoliopsida; Poales; Poaceae.